AUGAGUAUCAAGCUACAUUUUCUCUUCUUCAUGGGAUUAGCCAUGGCUAGUAGUAGAGAUGCUGCAUCAUCUUCUCUCCCAAAAUCCAUUAUCAAGAAGAUUGAUUCAGUUACUGACCAUGCUGAUUACGUAUCAAUUGACCCCCACUAUUCAUCUCUAACGAAACAAAUCCCAAAUAAAAUCAAGGGAUCCACUGAAGAUGUAGGAUCAUCUCAUCUUUCCUCUGACAUCAUUAAUCGAUACAGAUCUUUCAAAGAAUCUGCUGACAAUGUCGGACCAUCUCGUCUCUCCACUGACAUCAUCCAUCGAUACAGAUCUUUCAAAGAAUCUGCUAACACCACUAACCAUCAAACUGACCCUAAUCAUCCACCACCAACUCUCCAUGAAAGCAUGCCCUCCAGAAGAAAGAGAUCUAUCUCCACCAAUUUAUCUGCUCUAUCCAGACUCAGAAGAUCAUCCAACGAUGCCACCUUCUCCACUCUCCAAUCCCAUAUUUCCGCCCUCGCUCGUGUUGUGACUGGAGUUUCGUUGUACAAUGGACUAAUCGACAAAUCCAUUUCUUCUGAUCAAGCAAUUACUGAACUGAUGAAUCUUGGAUCAAUCCAGCUGAAGGAUUUGGAAACUUUUGACAACAAAAAAGUCGAUGAAUUCGUGAAGAAGUUGAAGAAGACUAGCACCGAAAUGAAUACGAAAGCCGAAGAAAGUGAGCAACAAAUUGUUGAUUUGCACACGAUGAAAGUACUGUGGAGUGAAUCAGGAGACUUGAAAACGAUUCCGGACAAAUCUCGCUUCGAUGACUUGAAAUUUCUGAAGACCUUAGAUUUGAAAGUUUUGGAGGAGUUCAAAGUUGGAACCGACUCCCAGAAGUCAUUGGAAUCGUUGAGAAGUGCUGCUAAAUCUGCCGUGGAUGCAAUUGGAAAAACGAAUGCUUUGAAGACUCUGAAAGAUAUGAUGUCGGUCCAUCGUUUUGCGCAAUUGGUGGAUUACUACUUCAAUUCUGAAGUAGUCAACUUAAGAUACCCAGGUGUCAUUCUAUCAGCUAAUAUUCUAUUAGUGAAAGAAGACUUCAAGGAGCUACAGGAACUAGCUGUAAAACCAGACUCUGUUUUUUUGACAAUGAAGGAGAUUGUGAGCUCCAGUGCGAAAAACAAAAAUGCACGUCAGCAUACGUCUGGUUUCAUCAAUGGAUAUAAUGAUUUGAUGCAAGCUUCAAAAGAUUCUGGAGACUCAUGGUUGCAAAAGGCCUUGGGAUCGUUUGUUGUGGCAGAUGAACUAUCGGUUUUCAAAGAAGUAGAAAAAGAAAUGAAAUCUUUGGAUAACGUUUGGAACUCUGCGAGAAACGAUAACAUCAAGCGGUCUCUUCACCAAGCCGAACAGUUGGAAACGAACACAAAAACUAUUAAGUAUGAAUCUAAUUCAUUUGACACGAUGCUGAGCUCAUUCCAAAACUGUCAAUUCCCGCUACAUGUGGAAAGUUUUAAAAAUGAUUGGGUGAAAUUGAGUAACGGUCUGAAGAAGGUCAACAGAAAAAUUGAAACUGUUUAUUCAAUUUCUCGAUUCACUGAAGGAAGAAAUGGGAACGCUUCGGAAACAUUGAACUACUUGAAACCGCAUUUGCAAACACUCAACCAUGGUCAAAAAGUCAACGAAAUAGCGAAAGGAAUGAUGUCAGGAACGGAUUAUCACUAUCUUACAAACAGUAUUGCUACUGAUCACGAAAAGUUCUUCAAUUGCCUCAACGACAUCAAAGAAGAUUCAAAUGGAUUUUCGGCACCUGCUCAGUUGGCCCUCGAUAUCAGGCAACUCAAAAACUCAACGACUUUUGAGACUGACAUUGCGACUGCUUCAUCUGCUGUUACUGGUUCUUCCAAGCACAUCUCAACGAUUCGAUCAAAGAUUGAGGAGAUCACAAAAUCAGAAACAGGAAAGAAGUUGGUUGAAUUCAAAGAGUUGGUAAAGUUUUCGAAGCCACUUGGAGAUUCUUCGGAAGCUUUGUCAAGAGUUCAGAAGGUGUUGGAGAGAAAGAAAGAGUUGUUGUACUUCGUGGAAAAUGGACACUUGGUGGAAGACGUUGUAGAACUAAUACCUGUGUCGUUGGCACAAUUUGGAGUCAGGAAAAAUUGGUACGGAUUCGAUGAAUUGAGUUCGAAAAUCCUAAAUCAGUUGGAUAAGAUUCAGAAAUGGAUUGAUGGUUUGGUGAAGUCAGAAGAACUGGACUCGUACGGAUCUGCUCUGGAGAAGUUAUCUGGAUUGGGAGAUGUGGAUUUGGAGAUGAAUCGGAGACUGGCGGCUAUCGAUUUUCUUCAGCAACAGAUUAUUCGGUUCAACCUACAAAGACCAGAAAUUGUGAAAUUCAAAGAGACGAUCAGCCCAUUGGAGUCGUUGAAUCUUGAAUUCUCGAAAUUCGAUGCAUCCUUAUCAACCAUGUCUUCAACCCUGACUGGACUCAAAAACGUUGGAGAAAAACCGGUGAAAAGUACCACGAUGGCUGCAGGUCUGAUUGGAGAAGAGAAAAAGUUGACCGCAAGAAAAGACACUGUCAAGUGA
This is a messenger RNA of Caenorhabditis remanei, 2547 nucleotides long. RefSeq lists its product as uncharacterized. The record is from RefSeq and is a predicted model, not a curated record. Bases 1 to 2547 code for a protein of 848 amino acids. NCBI's taxonomy places the organism in Eukaryota, Metazoa, Nematoda, Chromadorea, Rhabditida, Rhabditidae. The transcript has 7 exons.